Molecule: messenger RNA, 993 nt
Organism: Trypanosoma grayi
Lineage: Eukaryota; Euglenozoa; Kinetoplastea; Trypanosomatida; Trypanosomatidae
Product: putative adenosine kinase
Exons: 1
Coding region: 1-993 (330 amino acids)
Biological process (GO): D-ribose metabolic process
Molecular function (GO): ribokinase activity
Source: RefSeq, a predicted model, not a curated record
AUGAACCGCGUCCAGGUGCUGGAGAGCCAUUCUGCGUGCAGUGACCCCGCGAUCGUGGUGGUGGGAUCCUGCUUCCUUGACUACAUUGCGUAUGUAGACCGCAUCCCGAAGAUCGGCGAGACACUCGGCUCGAAGAGCUUCGAGAAGGGCUUUGGUGGUAAAGGCGCCAACCAGGCAGUGGCCGCUGGCAGACUCGGUGCCCGCGUGGCGAUGGUGAGCGUUGUCGGCUCUGACGGCGACGGUGCCGACUUCAUCAAAACGUUUCAGCGCAAUGGUGUUAACACCUCCUGUGUAUACCGCAAGCAGGGCAGUGCAACCGGCCUGGCGAUGAUUUUCGUCGACGCCAAGACUUCCAACAACGAAAUCGUGAUCUGCCCCAAUGCGACACACGCGCUGACGGUUGACUAUCUCCGCAAGAAUUCAGACAACUACGCCCGCUUCUUGCCCAAGAGCUGCCGCUUCCUCAUCUGCCAAAACGAGAUUCCGCUCGAGACGACGCUUGAUGUGCUGCGGGAGGCACAUGGCCGCGGCAUCUACACAGUAUUCAACGCGGCCCCGGCCCCGUCGCCCGCGGACGUGGAGAAGAUCAAGCCGUUCCUGCAUUAUGUUUCGCUCUUCUGCCCCAACGAGGUGGAGGCGGAGAUGAUCACUGGCGUGAAGCCGAAGGACACCGCCUCCGUUGUGGCUGCUGCCAAGGCUCUGCAGGCGCUCGGUGUGCGGGAUGUUGUUAUCACGCUCGGGGCGCAGGGUUACGUCCUUUGCGAGAAGAACUCGGAGCCGGUGCACGUGUCCGGCAUCCGCGUGAAGGCGGUGGACACGACGGGCGCUGGCGACUGCUUUGUCGGCUCGAUGGUCUACUUCAUGUCGAAGGGCAAGUCGCUUGCUGAGGCGUGCAGGCGGGCGAAUGUGUGCUCCUCGAUCAGUGUGCAGCGUAGGGGCACGCAGAAGUCGUACGCAACGCUCAGUGAACUCCCCGCUGACAUUGUGGCUUGA